GAUCGCGACAGCACACGAUGCCCAACUCGCUCUAUGUGGGCGGCCACCGUCCAAGGAAGCAUAUUCAUGUUUCCAUAACAUACAAGACGCAAAAGAUUGACACAUUUGCGAUUGACCCCUCUGCGUCCCUCACGAGCAUUAUAAAGGAAUUAUGCAUCUCCCACUUCGCCUGUGGGAACCCUGCAAACUAUUGUCUACGACUGGUAGAAACAGAAGAGCUGGUUACUCAAGAGAGACUAAGGAGGAAGCUUCGGGAUGCCUCGAACCUCAAACUCGUUUCCUCUCCAGCCAUCAUGGCUGCCGAUAUGGUCAAAGACUUGACUCCAGAAGAUCAAACCCUCCUCAAGCGAACCAUAUUUAUGCUACAAAAAUACCUCAAGGAGGAUGAAUUUGUGGACGAGUUCAUUGCCAGAUCCGGACUGGAAAAGCUACAGGACGUGAUAAUAACGGCGCAAGGGAAUACUUUAGCAUAUGCAUUGACCUCACUGCAGACUCUAAUGGAGCAUGAUCGUGGUUGGGACACCUUCAGUCCAUCCUUUAUCAGCACACUCGUCUCUAUCAUCGUAAAACAGAAUCUCGUCAACAUCUGCCGACCAGCUACAGCGAUUAUCAUCAAACUCGUCGUGGCCGACCCGAGUAAUCCAUCAUCUGCCAUCCAGUGCUACGGUUUUGAUGUUGUUAAUCGAGCAAUAUCAGCCCAGUCGUCCUUUUUACCAACCCUUGUGCAUCGCCUUUCUGCCACCGACUAUCUUCUUCAACUCAACUCGAUGCAUCUGAUAAAUUCUCUAUUUCGACAUGUGACCGAACGAGCACGGAUUGGCUUCAUCGAAAUGCUGGACGCGCUAGAUAUUCGCACAGUAGUCUUGAAACUGAUGCAAAGUAGUCCGGCGGACGAACUCAAAGCGCAAGUAGUCGAGUUUCAGCGACUACUGAUCUUGGAAGGGCAUAGGAGAAAGAGGACGCCAGUGAGAGUGCAUAAACAUGAACAUGCAAAAUCUUUAAAGGAGCUAUGGGAGUGGUCGGAGAUUGACCCUGAGGAAGUACCUGAUUGGCAGCGAUUGGGGUUUACGAGUACCUUUCCUCAUCGUGACCUGAGUCGCGUGGGUGUUCUUGGGCUGGGGGCAUUACACAGCUAUGCCCAACAAAAUCGCGAAGCCUAUCAAAAGUUUUUCAAAAAGCAGCAGGAACAGGUACCAGAAAGGCGAUGUCCGUUUGCCCGCGCAGGCAUCGAAGUUUGCGAAAUACUCGCCGAUUUUUGGGAAGUCAGCACAGGGUAUUCCACAACGACAUCGUAUCAGCCUCUUUUACUUACUUUCCAUGAAGUGUUCGCUAUAACUCUUCAGACGUUCUUUCGAUUGUGGGACGAAAUGGAAGCUGACGCCACAGGGGAUGACAUAAAUCGUGUUUCCGCUCUUGUUCGAUCUCAGUUCAAACACUCUGCAUCAGCUGGCAAGCCGCUUGAUCCAAAUCUACUCUCAUCCUUCAGGACUGAGAUGCUAGAAACACCUUACAGCAUUGUCAGAGAACGGCAGUUGAAGAAUUUAGAGGUUGAAGAUGAUCUGAUGACUAAACUUCCCGUCAGAAAUCUCCGCGAACGCUUUUACAAAGACAGCUAUGAAACAGUAAAGCGGCAAAGAAUAUCGUGUUUGACGAAGGGCGCGUGGUUCCCAGUGAUACGUGAGAAGGGAAGAGUGAAGGGGUUGUAUCGAUUUUAUCGGCUUGGAGCAAAUCAUAAAUUCCUGCAUUACGGGGAAUUCUCUGAAGUGCUAAAUAGACGGCCUUUGCCAGAUGAGCUCAGCGAGCGCAGUGAGUAAUGGUCUAUCCAGUCUGCUUCAACCAUCUGCUAAACUGUUUAUCUUGUCAUCAGUCGACAUGUCUCUUGCGACGGACCUCCUUACGGGCCAAUCUUCCCCAAUAUUCCGAUCCAGGAAGAACGCAGGAGAAAACCCGUCCCUAUCCUUCUCCCUUGUGUCUUCAUCAUCGUCCGAUCAAGCAAAUCCUUCCAUGGCAGAUUUCGUGUGUUCUUCAGCCGUGCAAUAUUCCGAGUGGACCGACGGGUUCAACAUGCUUUUAGAUAAAAACAUUGCCAACCGCGAUACUGCCGAGUAUAUUCAGCAACUCACAGAUGUAGCCGUCAAGCUCGCGUUGCUUGACUUGACGGGAGAUGGAAUCGACGUUGCUGCGGUGUCCACUGUUGAUGUACCUGAUUUGCCGACUUCUAGUACUUUCUGGUAUGAUGAUGGUGCCGGAGUGGCCGGUGGUGCGCUCUUAGCGGCACUAGGCGAUGGACGGUCAGCUACGCCUGUUCCCAAUGGAGAGGAAGAUGAAGCGUUUUCAGAGGCGGGAGGGUCGGUGUACGAGGUUGCCUCUACGGAUUCCUUUUUGGAUUGCUAUACAUGAUAGACGUUUUUUAUUUAGAUUGUAAUUUUACAGUGAAUUUGUAUGUAUUUUUUUUUGUAAUGUAUAUUCUUUGCUGCCGAGA
Spizellomyces punctatus DAOM BR117 is the source of this 2482-nucleotide messenger RNA. RefSeq lists its product as hypothetical. The coding region runs from base 18 to 1814 and encodes 598 amino acids. The transcript has 8 exons. NCBI's taxonomy places the organism in Eukaryota, Fungi, Chytridiomycota, Chytridiomycetes, Spizellomycetales, Spizellomycetaceae. Gene Ontology annotation, biological process: cell motility; actin filament organization. The record is from RefSeq and is a predicted model, not a curated record. Gene Ontology annotation, cellular component: plasma membrane.